This is a messenger RNA of Bombus huntii, 1234 nucleotides long. It is a transcript of the gene Bet1, whose product is annotated as BET1 homolog. Bases 241 to 579 code for a protein of 112 amino acids. Gene Ontology annotation, cellular component: SNARE complex; Golgi trans cisterna. The transcript is spliced from 4 exons. The record is from RefSeq and is a predicted model, not a curated record. Gene Ontology annotation, molecular function: SNAP receptor activity. NCBI's taxonomy places the organism in Eukaryota, Metazoa, Arthropoda, Insecta, Hymenoptera, Apidae. Gene Ontology annotation, biological process: vesicle fusion with Golgi apparatus; endoplasmic reticulum to Golgi vesicle-mediated transport.
AAUUGUGUUUUAACAUAAUCAAUAUGUAUGAAAACAGUUUAAAUAUUUUUAUCAAUUUCGUGGAUAUAUAAUAUAAAUUAAAACAAACAAUUUGUUGUAAUAUUGCAUAUGACAUGUUAAUUUCUAAUUCAAAAUUUAUGUGAAUUAAAAAUACAAAUUUCAACGUAAAACUCAUGUUUAUAUUCACUAUAAUUUUUUCCUGCAAAAGUACAUUAAUUAACCGCCAAAAUUGAGAAUAAAAUGCGAAGGACUCAUUCAAAUUAUGCCUAUGAACCAUUACCAACUACAUCGAACGAUGCAGAGUUGGAAGAUGAGAAUGAAAGAAUGACAGAUCAUUUGAAAGACAAAAUUCAUGCCCUAAAGUCACUGUCGAUUGACAUUGGAAAUGAAGUGGAAUAUCAGGAUAAAAUGCUCCGUGGAAUGGAUGAAGAUGUUGAAAGGACAAGUGGUUCAUUAACAAACGCAGUUGCACGUGUAUUACGUUUAUCUAAAGGAAGUCAUACUUACUACAUCUUAUAUUUAAUGUUGUUUUCCAUAUUUGUCUUUUUCAUAUUAUGGGUAACAGUGAAAUUCUUUUAACUAGAACAUUGUAAUGUCAAAGGGGUAUUCAAAAACAGGAUUCAUUCCCAUGAAGUGUUUUAUUAUACACAUGUUUAUAAUAAUUUCCAAGUAUAACAUUUAAUAUUUGUGUAUAAGAAAUAACAUUUUAAACCUAUUUCAAUAAGCUGUACAGUUAAACUUUAGCCGAAUUCUAUGUAUAAAAAAUUUUAUCCUAAUAUUACAUUUACAUAUACAGGAUGUCAAAAAAUUAUUUGUCAUAGUUUUUGGAGGUGAUUUUUUUACCUUUGGAAAAGUGAAUAUCUGUUGGUUGUUGAAAACUAAUGGAAUUUUCACAUUUUUUUCAGACAAAUGGUUAAGUUGUGAUCCGUGGUUCCUAUGUGACUUUCGUUCUUCGUGAUGCAAUAAAAAAUGAAUUUAACCUUGAAAAUCAGGUUAAUUUUGCGGUUCACUUUUUUAACAGAUCUCCACCGACCCGAAAAUGUAGUCACCUUCCAAAACCAUGACAAAUAAUUUUUUGAUAUCUUGUACAUAAAUUAAAUAAUCUAUAAGAAUGAUCAAAAAUAUUUUUUAUGUUAAGAUAAAACGUAUAUAUAGGUGUAUACAUAUAUAUAUAUGUAUAUAUAUACAUAUUUAAAUUUUUUAAUGCGAAAUAAAGAUAAUUGUAUAUCCGAAA